Aspergillus wentii DTO 134E9 is the source of this 504-nucleotide messenger RNA. Its product is annotated as copper metallochaperone COX17. Gene Ontology annotation, cellular component: mitochondrial intermembrane space. Gene Ontology annotation, biological process: mitochondrial respiratory chain complex IV assembly. The transcript has 3 exons. Gene Ontology annotation, molecular function: copper ion binding; copper chaperone activity. Lineage: Eukaryota; Fungi; Ascomycota; Eurotiomycetes; Eurotiales; Aspergillaceae. The record is from RefSeq and is a predicted model, not a curated record. Bases 32 to 259 code for a protein of 75 amino acids.
UGCUAUUCUGUUUCAUUUUUCUUAUAUCAAAAUGUCGUGGCUAUUCGGUUCCUCCAGCGGCGAAAAGGCUCCCGAGCCCGCAGCACCUGCCCAAGCAUCGCAAACUGAGAAGCCCAAGCCCUGCUGCGUUUGCAAGCCCGAAAAGACCGCCCGCGAUGACUGUAUGCUCUUUUCGAAAUCCGAUGACCCGACAGUUGAGUGCAAGUCGACGAUCGAGCAAUACAAGACCUGCAUGGCCGGGUUUGGCUUCAAGGUUUGAAUAACUUGUCAAUAUAACCGAUAUUGACGUCGAUGGUCGAUACAUUUGUAAUAUCCGACGGGUGUUAGGGCAUGGGCACCACUGUUAUACUGUAUAUUAGCAUCCAUCUGUUGGAGUUACUGGUCUUAAUGUAAAUCAUGAACGUGUCUGGAGGACUUAGGUAUAGACAGGUGUACUAAUAGCAAGAACCUCUCAUCCCUUCCAAAAACGAGGGAUACGGCAUGAAACCAAUUAUAUGAAUGGCA